AUGAAGUGGCUCUGGAGAUACUCAAAUGAAGAUCAAACAUUGUGGAAGAAGGUGAUUAAGGAAAAGUAUGGAGAAGAGGAUGCAUGGAAAACCAAAAUUAUCAACACUGUCUAUGGGGUUAGUGUUUGGAGGACCAUCAGAAAUUUCUGGAUGAUUUUCAGCAUUAACAUCAGAUUCAAGGUUUGGGAUGGGCAGCAAAUUUCCUUUUGGGAUGACAACUGGUCAGGUAAUGGUUCCCUCAGGCACCUAUAUCCAGAUGUCUACAUCCUGAAUCAGCAGCAAAGGGUUAAUAUUAAUGAGGUAUGGAACAAUCAAGGAUGGGAUCUCAGUUUCAGAAGACCUUUGAAUGACUGGGAGAUGGACAGAUUCAUUGCCUUCCUCAACAAUCUUAAUCUCUUCAAUGGAGUCUCACCAGAGCAAGAUAGAUUAUGGCUGACUACACAACUAUGGGACAUUUUCCUUGCUAAAAUUGGUUUGAGUUGGGCAAUGCUAAUUCAUACACUAGAUAUGCUAUAUAGUUGGAGCAGAAGAAGAGGAACUAAAAGCUCAAAAAAAGAGAUGGAGUAUGAUUCCAGGCUGCAUAUGGUGGACUAUCCGGAAGGAAAGGAACUCGAGAUGCUCGAGAUGUUUUGA
This is a messenger RNA of Lycium barbarum (goji berry), 633 nucleotides long. RefSeq lists its product as uncharacterized. The transcript is spliced from 2 exons. Lineage: Eukaryota; Viridiplantae; Streptophyta; Magnoliopsida; Solanales; Solanaceae. Bases 1 to 633 code for a protein of 210 amino acids. The record is from RefSeq and is a predicted model, not a curated record.